Gopherus evgoodei (Goodes thornscrub tortoise) is the source of this 2472-nucleotide messenger RNA. It is a transcript of the gene RNF19B, whose product is annotated as ring finger protein 19B. Gene Ontology annotation, molecular function: zinc ion binding; ubiquitin protein ligase activity; ubiquitin conjugating enzyme binding. Gene Ontology annotation, biological process: protein polyubiquitination; positive regulation of proteasomal ubiquitin-dependent protein catabolic process; ubiquitin-dependent protein catabolic process. Gene Ontology annotation, cellular component: cytoplasm; ubiquitin ligase complex. Lineage: Eukaryota; Metazoa; Chordata; Testudines; Testudinidae. The record is from RefSeq and is a predicted model, not a curated record. Bases 86 to 2176 code for a protein of 696 amino acids. The transcript is spliced from 9 exons.
ACGUUAGUCGCCGCUGAGAGGAGCCAGGCGCCUCGUUCGUCCGCCGAGGGGACCCGUUUGUCUCCGCAGGCAGCCGCGCGCCGCCAUGGGCUCCGAGAAGGACUCCGAGUCCCCCCGCUCCUCCUCCAUCCACGCGGCCGCCCCCAAGUGCCCCAAGCCCGGCCGCCGCCGCCGCCGCCUCUCCUUCCAGAGCGUCUUCUCGGCCGCCGCCGCCUCGGCCUCCGGCGGGGUGAGGGGCCGCCGCCGGGCCAAGGCCGAGCCGCCGCCGCCGCCCCCCGCCCCGGCUCCCCCGCCGGAGCAGGAGGAGGCCCCGGCCGAGGCCGAGGCCGAGGCGGAGGAGCUGGAGUGCCCGCUGUGCCUGGUGCGGCAGCCGGCGGAGAACGCGCCGCGCCUGCUCUCCUGCCCGCACCGCUCCUGCCGCGCCUGCCUCCGCCAGUACCUGCGCAUCGAGAUCACCGAGUCCCGCGUCAACAUCUGCUGCCCCGAGUGCAGCGAGCGCCUCAACCCCGCCGACAUCCGCCGGCUGCUCUGCGACUCGCCGCACCUCGUCGCCAAGUACGAGGAGUUCAUGCUGCGCCGCUGCCUGGCCGCCGACCCCGACUGCCGCUGGUGCCCGGCCCCCGACUGCGGUUACGCUGUUAUUGCCUAUGGCUGUGCCAGCUGCCCCAAGCUGACUUGUGAGAGGGAAGGCUGCCAGACUGAGUUCUGCUAUCACUGCAAACAGAUAUGGCAUCCAAACCAGACCUGCGAUAUGGCCCGUCAGCAAAGGGCUCAGACACUGCGGGUACGGACGAAGCACGCCUCAGGCCUCAGUUAUGGACAGGAAUCUGGACCGGCCGAUGACAUCAAGCCGUGUCCACGUUGCAGUGCUUACAUAAUCAAGAUGAAUGAUGGGAGCUGUAAUCACAUGACUUGCGCAGUGUGUGGCUGUGAAUUCUGCUGGCUGUGUAUGAAGGAGAUUUCAGAUCUGCAUUACCUCAGUCCCUCUGGCUGCACAUUCUGGGGCAAGAAGCCAUGGAGUCGCAAGAAGAAAAUUCUCUGGCAGCUGGGUACAUUGAUUGGUGCCCCUGUAGGCAUUUCCCUCAUUGCUGGCAUUGCCAUUCCUGCCAUGGUCAUUGGCAUCCCAGUAUACGUUGGGAGAAAGAUCCACAACCGUUAUGAGGGAAAGAAAACCUCUAAGCACAGGAGGAACUUGGCCAUCACUGGUGGGGUCACCUUAUCUGUCAUUGCAUCCCCAGUUAUUGCUGCUGUCAGUGUUGGUAUUGGAGUCCCCAUCAUGCUGGCCUAUGUCUAUGGUGUUGUGCCAAUUUCUCUCUGCCGAGGAGGUGGCUGUGGAGUCAGCACAGCCAAUGGGAAGGGAGUGAAAAUAGAGUUUGACGAAGAUGAUGGACCCAUUACAGUGGCAGAUGCUUGGCGAGCUCUGAAGAACCCCAGUAUUGGUGAGAGCAGCAUCGAGGGACUAACUAGUGUGUUGAGCACCAGUGGCAGCCCCACGGAUGGGCUCAGUGUCAUGCAAGGCAACUACAGUGAGACAGCCAGCUUUGCUGCCCUUUCUGGUGGUACCCUGAGCGGUGGAGUCCUCUCUGGUGGAAAGGGAAAGUACAGCAGGCUGGAAGUGCAAGCAGAUGUACAGAAGGAGAUUUUCCCCAAGGAUUCUGUCAGUCUCGGAGCAGUUAGUGACAACGCCAGCACUCGGGCUAUGGCUGGCUCCAUCAUCAGUUCAUACAACCCACAGGACAGAGAGUGUAAUAACAUGGAGAUCCAAGUGGACAUAGAGGCCAAACCUAGUCACUUCCAACUAGUUAGUGGCAGCAGCACAGAGGACUCUCUCCACGUCCACACCCAGGUGGCAGAAAACGAGGAGGAGCAGACAUGCAAACACCAAAGCUGUGAGCAGAAGGACUGCAUUGCCAGCAAAACAUGGGAUAUCACCCUGGCACAGCCUGAGAGCAUACGGAGUGACUUAGAGAGCUCCGACAGCCAGUCAGAUGACGUGCCAGACAUUACCUCGGAUGAGUGUGAUUCCCCCCACCCUCAGACUGUAGCCUGCCCACAGACCCCAAAAGCCAGAGGUGCUGAGAGCCCAAGUGCCCAUCUGAGCCAAUGUGCCCAAGAAGAAGGGCACAGGCCAGAGGAAAUAGUCUCUAAACUGGAGUGCAUUGAAGCCAGAGUAUGAAGUUGCCUCCUCCAGAGAAGCACGCUUGCAGUCACUACAUUCUUUGUGAGUGGUUGUGUCCUUUGUUGGCUUCUGUUUGAUUCUCUGGCCAGCUUCCCUGGUCUGACCCUGAGGGGAAAAAUGCCAUUUCUUAUAUGAUUUAAAAAAAAAAAAAUCCCCCACCCUCAUUUUUAAUUUAUUGGUUCCAGCGCUCUGAGAGGUGUCUGAGUGUACAUAUGUAUGUGUGCACGUAUACUGUGUCUCUGCAAAAAUACUACUAAAGAAUUGUUUUAAUAAAGAUUUCUGUUGUAAUUCGA